Cydia splendana is the source of this 1716-nucleotide messenger RNA. RefSeq lists its product as uncharacterized. The coding region runs from base 1 to 1716 and encodes 571 amino acids. Lineage: Eukaryota; Metazoa; Arthropoda; Insecta; Lepidoptera; Tortricidae. The record is from RefSeq and is a predicted model, not a curated record. The transcript has 3 exons.
AUGUCCGAGCCCUACAGUACCGUAUGCGAUUUAGCCGAGAAAAGGCCCUCGAACAUAUUCUUAAAAGUAAAGAAACCUCUAAGCAAUACUACGACUCACCAUCUCGUGAAGUUUCAUAUAAGAACCCUCCUGCAAAAAUGCUUCGCUGGGAGCAGUAUUACGCCGAUUCUUCAAAGUCCCGGACUAUACUUCGACCCUUCGACCACGAUACGUUUUUAUCGCGAUUCCUGGAACGUGGUAACCCAUAUAAACAUUAUCUCUCUCGACCCUCACCUAAAGAACAUUGAACGCUUACUAAAUGAAACUACCACUAUUUGCAACAAAAUCAACCUAACAUCUCUCUUUGAUUGCAACGACAUAGCAACAUCUACGCAAAUCCUACUCGAAUCUAAUUUCGCCAAAUCAUCAUCCUUGUCUCACCUAUUAUCACAUAACACCACUGUAAACACUAAGCUCAAAAGAUCAAUUGAACUUGGAGGCAAAAUCUUAAAGUUCUUUUUCGGCACCCUAGACGCGGAUGAUGCCCGAAAAUACGACAGUGCCAUAGAAUCUUCUCAGAAAAACGAACAUGAAAUCUUCCAUCUCAUGAAAGAAAAUAUGCAUAUAGUCAAAUCGAGUAUAAAUGCUUUCAACUCAACCAUUUCUAAAUUAAAUUCUAAUGAAAUAAAAAUAAACUUACAGCUAGAACACAUGACUCAGGCCAUAUCUCAAGUUACAAAAGUAAAUGAACAACUAACCUACAUGUCACGUGUCAACAACCUAGUAAAUGUAAUUGAGAGCUCAUUACUCACGAUCUCCAAUUACUUAGACUCUAUUUUAAAUGCUAUUUUAUUUUCUAAAGCUAACAUCCUUCACCCCUCGAUCUUAUCUCCGAUGACGUUAUAUCAUGAAUUAACUGCAAACAAUAAGAAUGCCAAUACGAACUCCAACUUUCCGGUCCCAGUAACAAUAGAAAAUAUUCACUCCAUUAUUGACAUAUCUAAAUUAACCUCCUACUAUUUUAACAAAAAGAUGGUUUUCGUAUUAAGUAUACUCCUAACAUAUCCAGAACGAUACGUUGUUUACAAAUCCCUUCCAUUACCAGUACCCCACGAAAUAGAAAACCCUAAUACUUUCUCUCUCAUCCACCCUACUAGCUCUUACAUUGCGAUAAGCGAUAAUAAAAUGCAUUAUACUUUAUUAGAUGACCUAAACAUUUGCACUACAGUGAAUAGUGAAUAUUCCAUCUGUCCUCUUUUAACUAUUUAUUCCAGCAUCAGUAACCCAUGUUGCGAAACUCGUCUUUUCACAGAAAUUCCCAAAUCUUUACCAAAAGAGUGUGACUCAAAAUUGAUUUUUGGUGAUGUCGAUAUUUGGCAUGUACUAAAUAAUAAUAAAUGGAUUUUUGUUCAAUCAAAACCCUGUCACCUAACUGUAAAAUGUAAUGACAAUAUCGAAGACUAUUCCGUGUCCGGCACGGGAAUUCUCAAACUUACCGAUGAUUGUGUUGGCUUCUCCAAAACUAUUAAACUGCUACCUAGCAUGUCCAAAGAUGUUUCAAUACAGAGAAUGCUCAACCGACCCUGUCCGUUGGCCAUGCUGCCAGUCAUUUUUGCCGGCAAAACCCAGCUUUGCGAUUGGUCCGUCGACUUUGUUGACAACCAAUCACAAACCAUCAAAUACCAGCCUCUGAUUGGUCAGCCAAUCAGCGGCAAGGGAUUUGACAAGUCUUCGUAG